GCUAGUUAGUCGCUCGCGACAGGUGCGAUUGCUAAGAUGUUCCUCAGUGGCUAUUGGUUGCAGGUGGUGCUCUCCUGGGCGGUGGUGGCCUUUGCGACGGCCACGGUGGUGGUGGCGGUGCAGAAGGCUCAGCUGGAAAGGGACCUCCGUGAUGUACAGGACAAAAUCGAUGUGUUCGAGGAGUGGAACGGAGAGGGCCGCACUCGCAUCAAGCGUGAAGAUACGACGGAUUACCGCCUGCCCACGAAUCUGGUGCCCACGCACUACGAGCUCUACUGGCAUCCGGAUCUGGAGACAGGCAAUUUCACCGGACAGCAGAGGAUCAGCAUCAAGGUGGUGGAGGCCACCAAUCAGAUUAUUCUGCACUCCUAUCUCCUGGAUAUCACAAGUGUCUAUGUGCUGAAUAGAGAGGUGGAAAAGUUCGAGCUGGAGGAGGAACGUCAGUUCCUGAUCAUCACUUUGACGGAAGAGCUGCCGGUGGACGCCAGUAUUACUCUCGGAAUCAUUUUCGGUGGACAGAUGAAGGAUAAACUCGUGGGUCUCUACAGCAGUACCUAUCUAAACGAGGCAGGAGCUACCAGAACCAUUUCAACCACGAAAUUCGAACCCACCUACGCGCGUCAGGCCUUCCCAUGCUUCGAUGAGCCAGCCAUGAAGGCCACAUUCGCCAUCACAGUCGUUCAUCCAUCGGGAUCCUACCACGCCGUUUCCAACAUGCAGCAAACGGAAUCCAAUUAUCUGGGUGACUAUACUGAGGCCAUCUUCGAGACGAGUGUGUCGAUGAGCACCUACCUGGUAUGCAUUAUUGUGUCAGACUUCGCAUCCCAAACGACCACGGUGAAGGCCAACGGAAUUGGCGAGGACUUCUCAAUGCAAGCCUAUGCCACCUCGCAUCAGAUCAACAAAGUCGAGUUUGCUCUGGAGUUCGGUCAAGCAGUCACGGAGUACUAUAUUCAGUACUAUAAGGUGCCCUAUCCGCUGACCAAACUGGACAUGGCCGCCAUUCCCGACUUCGCCUCCGGCGCCAUGGAGCACUGGGGAUUGGUCACUUACAGGGAGACCGCUCUGCUGUACGAUCCCAGUUACAGUUCCACGGCGAACAAGCAAUCGAUUGCCGGAACACUGGCCCAUGAGAUUGCACACCAGUGGUUCGGAAACCUGGUCACCAUGAAGUGGUGGAACGAUCUAUGGCUGAACGAGGGAUUCGCCCGCUAUAUGCAGUACAAGGGAGUCAAUGCUGUCCACCCGGACUGGGGAAUGCUGGAGCAAUUCCAAAUCGUGGCCCUUCAACCCGUGUUGGUAUACGAUGCCAAGCUAUCAUCCCAUCCAAUUGUCCAGAAGGUAGAAAGCCCCGAUGAGAUUACGGCCAUAUUCGACACCAUCAGUUACGAAAAGGGAGGAUCCGUGAUCCGUAUGCUGGAGACACUUGUGGGCGCCGAAAAGUUUGAGGAGGCGGUGACCAACUACCUGGUCAAGCAUCAGUUCAAUAACACGGUGACCGAUGACUUCCUCACCGAAGUCGAAGCUGUGGUAACUGACUUGGAUAUCAAGAAACUGAUGCUCACCUGGACCGAACAGAUGGGUUAUCCGGUGUUGAAUGUCUCCAAGGUUGCAGAUGGUAGUUUCAGGGUUACCCAGCAGCGAUUCCUCUCCAAUCCAGCCAGUUACGAGGAGGCUCCUUCAGAUAGCACCUACGGAUACAAGUGGAGUGUUCCGAUUACCUGGUUUGCUGAUGAUGGCUCAGAGAACAGCUUCAUAUACGACAACGACGUGGACUCUGUGGGAAUUGCCGUGCCCAGCGAGGUGCAGUGGAUCAAGUUGAAUGUCAACCAAACGGGCUACUAUAGGGUCAACUACGAGGAGGAUCUGUGGGCCCUGCUCAUCCAGCAGCUAACCACCAAUCCCGCUCGUUUCGAAAUCGCCGAUCGUGGCCAUCUUUUGAACGAUGCCUUCGCUCUGGCGGAUGCCAGCCAACUAUCCUACAAAAUUCCCUUGGAUAUGACCGCUUACUUGGCCCAGGAGCGAGACUUCGUGCCUUGGUAUGUGGCCUCCAAUAAGCUGAGGUCGCUCCAUCGCAGUCUCAUGUUCAGCGAGGGAUACAUCUCGUACCUCACCUAUGCCAGAAGUCUGAUCGCCGGCGUAUACGAGGAGGUGGGUUGGACUGUGGACGCCGACAAUCACCUGAAGAACCGCCUGCGUGUUUCCAUUUUGACCGCCGCCUGUGCCCUGGGUGUUCCAGAUUGUCUGCAGCAGGCUUCCGAGCGCUUCAACACCUUCCUGCAGACUCCGACCAGCCGACCUUCCCCCGAUCUUCGCGAGAUCGUAUACUACUAUGGCAUGCAGCAGUCCACCAGCCAAUCGAGCUGGGAUCAGUUGUUCCAACUCUUUGUGGCCGAAACCGAUGCCAGCGAGAAACUGAAGCUGAUGUACGGAUUGUCUGGCGUACGGAACAGCCAGUAUCUGUUCGACUUCCUGGUUCAGGCCUCUAGAGAUGAGAGCAUCGUCCGCUCCCAGGACUAUUUCACCUGUGUGCAGUACAUAGCCGCCAAUCCUGUGGGUGAACCUGUCGUCUGGGAAUUCUACCGCGAACAGUGGCCCCAGCUGACCAACCGUUUUGGCCUGAACAACCGCAACUUUGGACGACUUAUCGCCCAGAUCACGGCCAACUUUGCUAGCUCCGUGAAACUGGAGGAGGUUCAGCACUUCUUCUCCAAGUACCCAGAAUCGGGAGCUGGAGCUAACUCCCGUUUGGAGGCCGUGGAAACCAUCAAGUACAACAUCGAAUGGCUAUCCAGAAACGAAGCUGACAUCAGCAACUGGCUAAGUGGAACAGCCUCGCCGCUGACCAAGGAAAACCAAUUGUAAAAUUGUAUAUUGUAUCUAAACCGGCCAUUUAGCCAAUAAUUAUAGUUGCAUAAGCGAAAAUUCCGUUCGAGUUCAAUAAAAUGAAAUUCCAAAAUCAAACCAUAAA
Messenger RNA from Drosophila sechellia, 2971 nucleotides. Its product is annotated as glutamyl aminopeptidase. Gene Ontology annotation, cellular component: membrane; cytoplasm. The transcript is spliced from 6 exons. The record is from RefSeq and is a predicted model, not a curated record. Gene Ontology annotation, molecular function: peptide binding; zinc ion binding; metalloaminopeptidase activity. Gene Ontology annotation, biological process: peptide catabolic process; proteolysis. Lineage: Eukaryota; Metazoa; Arthropoda; Insecta; Diptera; Drosophilidae. Bases 37 to 2865 code for a protein of 942 amino acids.